CUAAUAUCGGCUCUCAAUGGCAAUACUACAGGCCUUCCAUUACGGCUGUGCCCUAACAGCCAGUCUCUAUCUUCUCAUUUCUACCGUCCUCAAUAUAGGCAGAGUGAAACAGUCCGAAUCAAAUAAAAUCAAGCCACACAUCCUCCCGACGACUCUUAUCAUCAUAUCCUAUCUUGUUGCAGGCACCAUUGAAAUCAUCCGAAAUGGCUUUGUCGAUUCCCAGUCCGAUCUCUUCCACGCAAUUCUACUUGUCUUAGUUUGGUCUUCAGUUCGAAUUCUAAAAUGCCUCUGGUAUGAACUGUUGGUGAUAUCGAUCAUCAAUAUCGCGUUCGACGCGCCACUUCUCGCUUUGUCUCGUCGGUCGCAGACAGUACCACAGCUGGUCUGUCUGGCUCUUCGGCUUUCUUUGUUCUUAUAUUUCGCGGUAAUCUCGAUAUACGCAUCCUCGAAGCCUACAGCAAACUCUGAAGAAUCAGAGUCACUCUUAGGGAACGGAGCUGCCUCAUACGAUACAGUACCUGCUAUCCCAGACCAUGACGACGAGAGUGACUCGGAAUCCGACGACGAUCACGACAUCAAACAAGCUCGAGCUAAACGCCUUCAGGAAACAGGCAGCUGGUUCGCGUACGUCAAGGACUUUUCCAUCUUUCUACCCUACCUCAUCCCUCGAAAAGACAAGAAAGUGCAGCUCUCUAUCUUGGUAAGCCUUGUGUGUGUUGCAGCUGGCCGAGCACUAAAUAUCCUUGUGCCGCGACAACUGGGUAUCGUGACGGAUGAUAUCCUCGCAAAUGAAGCCCCUUUCAAGGCUCUCGGGAUCUGGGUAGUAUUGGACCUGAUUCGCAAUGACGCUGGGCUGGGGUUGAUUCUUGCCUUGGUGACGAUUCCUAUCAAGCAAUUCUCAUAUCGGCAGAUCACAAAUGCAGCGUUUAGCCAUGUUCUGAAUCUAUCGAUGGAUUUUCAUUCCCAGCGCGAUUCGGCCGAGGUCAUGAAGGCCGUUGAGCAGGGAGAAUCGUUGACAAAUCUUCUCGAAACGGCUGUUAAUGAGAUACUUCCCACGAUAGCUGAUUUAGUUAUUGCGUCUGGUAUGCUGUAUUGGAAGUUUAAUGCCUAUGCGUCGCUGGCUAUGGUGGUUGCGUCCAUCGCCUAUAUCACGGUCGAGGUCAUUACAUCCAACUGGAACAUCGGCACAAGGCGUCAGCUCACAAAAGCCCAACGAGACGAAACGCGCGUCAUGCAUCAGGCUAUCCAAGGCUGGCAGACCGUCUCCUAUUUCAACCGGUUCUUCUUCGAGCGAUCCCGUUUCAGCAAGUCAGUCGAUGCCCAGCUCAAGGCGAGCAGGCGCUUCGGGCAGCGCGACGCAUACGGAAAAGCAAUACUCGAAGUGAUGGUUCCUCUUACAUUCUUUGUUCUCGCGUGCCUGGUGGUUUUUGAAAUCUCGCAGGGCCGUUCAUCUCCUGGUGACUUUGUGUUUUUUCUUCAGUAUUGGGAUACGCUUAUUUAUCCUAUCAUGUAUCUUUCGGCGGAGUACAGAUGGCUUAUGUCGCAGCUUGUGGACGCAGAGCGACUUCUACUUCUACUUCAGACGAAGUCGAGUGUCACUGACCAAGAAGGCGCAAAGGAUCUUGGGUCUGUGGAUGGGCAUGUAUCAUUUAACCAUGUGCAUUUCUCUUAUGACCCUCGCAAGCCGACCGUGACGGAUGUCAACAUUACUGCCUCGCCGGGAGAGACCGUCGCUCUUGUCGGUAUGACCGGAUCCGGGAAGUCUUCCAUUCUCAAACUACUGCUCCGUUUCUACGAUGUUUCUUCCGGACGGGUCGAGAUUGACGGCCAUGAUGUUCGUGGUGUCACGCUCAGCUCUCUCCGCGAGGCUAUCGGGGUCGUUCCACAAGAUCCGCUCCUUUUCAAUGCUUCGAUCAUGGAAAACCUGCGCUAUGCAAAACCAUCAGCUAGCGAUGAAGAGAUCUUCACUGCGUGCCGUGCAGCUGCUAUUCAUGAUAGGAUCCUCACCUUCCCCGAUCGCUACGAGACAAAAGUCGGAGAGCAGGGAGUCAAACUCUCUGGCGGCGAGUUACAGCGCAUAGCCAUCGCCCGAGUAUUCCUCAAAGACUCGCCGAUUCUCCUUCUCGACGAGGCGACAAGUGCGGUAGAUACCAACACCGAGUCGGAAAUUCAGGCUGCGUUGGAUAGAUUGAGAACGAAACGAACAACGUUUGUCAUCGCGCAUCGAUUGUCGACAGUUGUGAGUGCCGAUCAGAUCCUGGUCCUGGAUGAGGGACGGAUCGUGGAGAGAGGAACGCAUGAGGAGCUGCUGGCAAGGGGUGGGAAGUAUCAGAGUCUCUGGGCAAGGCAAAGUGGUAAUAGCCUGGUUAUGGAGGAGCAGGAUGAUCUUAUAGAGACUUGAAGUUAGUUCUGAUUAGACUGUUUUUAGAUAAAAUGUUAUGUUUCUUCAAUGUGGAGUACCUUGUAUACCGUCAUCCUUUUUGAUAGAACCCAUCUAGAACAAGC
Molecule: messenger RNA, 2505 nt
Organism: Aspergillus wentii DTO 134E9
Lineage: Eukaryota; Fungi; Ascomycota; Eurotiomycetes; Eurotiales; Aspergillaceae
Product: ABC transporter ATP-binding protein
Exons: 1
Coding region: 17-2401 (794 amino acids)
Biological process (GO): transmembrane transport
Cellular component (GO): membrane
Molecular function (GO): ATP binding; ABC-type transporter activity; ATP hydrolysis activity
Source: RefSeq, a predicted model, not a curated record